CAACGGACCGUUCAGGUGCCUCUCGGCCGGGCGGCAGGAUGAAGGCUGGAAAGAGCGAGCGGGAGCGAAGCGGCCGGCGGCGACACCGGACGGACGAUGCUUUGGCGAACGUGGUGGUGAAGCAGGAGCCUCUGAGCCCCGAACCCGUGACGCACCGCCGGCCAGACGCCGCAGCUGCCAGCCCGUCCCCGCCCGUCGCCGAGCCGAGCCGCGCCGGCCACCGCGGGAGCCGAGCCCGAGGAGCGAGCCGGUCCCCAGCCAAAAAGAAAAGCAAGUCCUCAGGGAGAAGAAGCAAGUCUCCUCGGAUUAAGAGAAGCCGGAGUCCCCACUACUCCAUGGUCAAAGUGAAGCAGGAACGUGAGGACCAUCCACGGAGAGGGCGAGAGGAUCGGCAGCACCGGGAGCCAUCAGAACAGGAGCACAGGAGAGCGCGGAACAUGGAGCGCGACCGGCACUGGGGCCAUUUCCGCCAGAGGAGGAGCUCCGAUGAGAGGCCUGUCAGUGGGCAGGGUCGGGAUCGAGACAGCCAGAAUCUGCAGGCCCAGGAAGAAGAGAGAGACUUUUAUAACGCCAGGCGCCGGGAGCAUCGCCAGCAGAAUGAAGGUGCUGGCGGUGAGGCUCAGGAGGUGAUCCCUCGCCCCGCUGGUAACAGAAGCAAAGAGGUGCCUGUUAAAGAAAAACCGAACUUUGAACUUUCUGGAGCACUUCUUGAGGAUACCAAUACCUUCCGGGGUGUGGUUAUUAAAUACAGUGAGCCCCCAGAAGCUCGGAUUCCCAAAAAACGGUGGCGUCUCUACCCAUUUAAAAAUGAUGAGGUGCUUCCAGUCAUGUACAUCCAUCGGCAGAGUGCUUACCUUCUGGGUCGACAUCGCCGCAUUGCUGACAUUCCCAUUGACCACCCCUCCUGCUCAAAGCAGCAUGCAGUCUUCCAGUACCGGCUUGUUGAGUACACCCGUGCUGAUGGCACAGUUGGUCGGAGAGUGAAGCCCUACAUCAUUGACCUCGGCUCUGGCAACGGAACGUUCUUGAACAACAAGCGUAUUGAGCCACAGAGAUACUAUGAACUGAGAGAAAAAGACGUACUUAAAUUUGGGUUCAGUAGCAGAGAAUAUGUCUUGCUCCACGAGUCUUCAGACACCUCUGAACUAGACAGGAAGGAGGAUGAAGAUGACGAGGAGGAGGAAAUGGUGUCUGACAGCUAGCAGCUGAGAAGCAGCCUCCGCUGUUAGAAAGCGUUCCUACCGGAGGCUGUGGAGGUGACUGCAGCGCCUCUUCUUGCCUUAAGCCUUUCUCUGUUGCUGCCCGGCUUGUGUUGCAGUGUGAGAACUCGCACUUGGUGUUUUGUUGAACUUGGCACAGCAGCCGCCUGCCUGUGGGCGCUUGUUUUCUGAGCAAUCUCACCAAUUACAGCAUGUUGAGUUAAGUGUGUGGCUGUAGUGGGUGCCUUCAGAACUGCUGCACAGAAAACAGCCCUUGGGAAAGGGAUUGUGGCUUCUUCUCUUUGUACAGGUUCUUAUUUAUGUAGUUGUUGAGCUUUGUGGACCAGGAGUUUUGUUUUGGGGACAAACCCUAGAGCAGAGAAUCUUAGUAAGCUUUGGUUGUCACCAAAACAACCUCCAGCAUAUACCAAAGCUUUGACCUGGUUCAGCUCUUGAGUCAUAGCAGUUGAUUUUGCACUUCAUUUUUGGGGAUUGACAGUUUACCACGUGACCUCAUUAUUGACUGUCUGCGCUCAACAGACACCCUGCGGCGCCUGUGUAGACAUGACCGUGGAGAGAGGUCAUGGCUUCUGCCAACGGGUGCUGGUGUCAUACCAUGCACUGGGUUGUGGAUCUGCGUCCUGGGAGGAUUCCUGAUUUCCCACGAAACACAGACGUAGCAGUGUGCUCAUCUGGUCUUUUUCUUUAGCUUUGCAUUUUUAUUCAGAUGUUACCUCUCUUCUCCCUUUGAGAAAUACACUGACACUGGCUUUGUAGCAGGAGCCCUACUUUGGCCUAGGGACUUGUGUAUGUGUCUAAAGGGCGUUGUGUAGCUUCCAUAUUUCUGUUUCGUCUUUGACCAUGUGUUUGUAUUUAUCUCCCAAGGGUGGAAAGCAAGGGACAGCCCAGUUUCUGAACUUCCCACCUGGGGUCUGUGUAAGUAGAAAGAUACUCAUUACUUACAGUAUGUCUGCUUCUAAGUGGUUUUUAGAAGUGUUUCAGAGCUAUGUGCUGAUUUUCAUAUGACAGUGUUUUGUGAUAUAAAUAAUACCACAUGAUAGGCAAAGGCCUGUGUGCAUUUGGAGAGCAGGUUUUCAUUUAUAUGUAUUUUUGAGAUUAAAAAAAUAAAAUUUGUAAAUAUAGCCCCAUUUUAGAGGGUAGUACUUUUCUCAUAAAGGACUUAUGUUCAUAUGUAUGUUCACUCCUAAAGGAAUCUUUGUUUUGAGGUAAAUGUAGUGUGUGUGUAUAGAAUUGUAGGGAAGAGACCUGGAAGUGCGGAGGACAGGAACCUCCUACCUCAGUAACAAGGGCAUGGGUCAGUGGACUCAACAGUGUAUCAUUGAUCUGUCAGGGAAGGUUUUGUGUGGAUGUCCCUUCACAUGGUGCAGACAGAUCAGGACCACUUCAUCCUCAGGUGGUGAUGAGGGCAGCGACACAGAGGGAGGUGACACCGCUCAACCCUGGUACUCUGAACUUCCUCCUGGGGUUAGGAGCUAGGAUCUGAGAAGCAGACUGUCUUUGUGUAGUCAUGGCCUCACUCUUGGGAGCAGAGGCUGGCUAAUGCGGGAGGUUGGGGUAGGGACAGCUCAAGAAUGUGUGUUCAGAAGAGUACCUGCUGUGUCCAGAAAGCAGUUGUACUUGGGAUAUUUUUCUCAAUCCAGACAAGGUUUUCUGUCAGGGAUUCCACAAUAAUCUGUCAUCCUACUUCAGGACCUCCGUGUCCAGUGACAGCUUGUGGAUUUGCUUUCUUGAUAAACAUUGUAGAAUGUAACUGCUUUGUGUACAUUUUUUUAGUAAAGAGGUCCCAGGAGCCAGAAGUGGUGACUCAUGCCUGUAACCGGUCCCUGGAGAGGCUGAGGCAAGAGGAUUGCUGCAAAUGUUAGGGGACAUGGAAUGUGAGGCAGCCUGGUCUACACAGUGAAACUUUCAUCUCAACAACAGAAAUGUCCCAAUUCUACUGACUGAAUGUUUGCUUUAGUGGAGCAGUGGUAUCCUCGGUUAAGAACUUGUCUUUUUCUUUUCUUCUUGGAGAUUUGUUCAUCUUGGCUAUUUGCAAAGCCUUCAAUGUCUCUCCUUGCCCUGAUGAGGUAUAGCUGUGUGCAAAAUAGCUCUUUGCUGCCGAGCUUCUGCACCAAGUUCUUCUUAGUGGUUCCUAGUCCUGCAGGGGUGUGGAAAAGUCUUUAUUGGGCCAGUGAGAUGGCUCAGCUAGUAAAGGUACUUGUCACCAGGCUUGAUGACCUGAAUCUGAUCACCAGAACCCACAUGGUGGAAGGUCAGUCAGCUCCCACAGCUGACCUCAGAUCUCCCAUCUGUGCACACAAGACAAAUACUGUAAAGUCCUCACUAGUCCUCUCACCAGAAAUUGUUUCCUUGUUCCAACAUUAUCAAAGAUAGCUCAUUGAGUACAAACACUGAUGUUCUUUCAGGUACUUGUACUAUGUGUUUUGGUGGUACAUGGACAGUAGGAACAAUCAGUUCAGGUAAUGGUAUUUGAAACGUGCUAUAGCUGAGGUUGGCCUGGAAUUUACCUUGUAGUCCAGUCAGUCCUCAAACAAUUGGCAAUCUUGUCUCAGUAAGUUUCUCCCUGUCCCCUAACACUCCCAGGUCUUCACUGUGGUCUUCUAGAACCAAUCUGAGCCCCCAAAGUAGCUGGCCCCAGAAACCAGCAACGUCAACAGGUCCUGUAUUUUAUGCAGACACCUGGGAGCCCAUGAAUGCAAGCUCUGCUUGAUGCUGCACAGUGAGGACAGCUGCGUGGCCAAGGAAAGAAACAUCAGACCAACUUGGCCCUGCUGGUUGCCAAGGAGGUUUGCACCCUAGGUCAAACCCUGAGACUACGGAGAGCAUCCUGUCACACAACUGCUUCACCUUCGCCUAGAAGCAGAGGAUGGAGGACCAUGGAGCCAAGCCCUAAAAGACCACACUUGGCUGGGAGAUUGACAAGGCCAAGAACAAGUCCUAAACCCACUUGGACCUUCAAGACUAAGCAGUUCUUCCUCCAGCGUCACAUAAACGUGGAGACGCCCCUACCUCACCUGUGUCAAGCAGUCUCCUCUUGAUCAUAAACUGCUGGUUGCCUUGCUCCUAAACCCACCUCCCUACCCUGUCCAGUAGCCUUUUCCUGCCAUUUCUGCAUCUUUCUUCACCACCCUGGGCCUUCUCAAAUGCUGCCAUUGGUUCUAAGUACCAAGAGUUCCAUCCAUCAGACCCCAGAGUCUUCCCACCAGUCCUAGGUAUUCACCCUCUCUCAUGAGCUGGGUUCCACAGCCAGGCUCCAGGAGUGCAGUCCACUCAUGCCUCAGGGGUUGUUCCCUCCUGACCCUGGAUUUCAUCUGCAGUUGCUAGGGAUACAUUCACAGUCUGCUGGGGUUCACCCCUUGAAUCCCAGGCUGGACCUAGCUCCAUGUGUCCCAGGCUAAGGCCUCCACUUCCUAGAAACAUUCUCCCCCAGCAGUCCUGGCUAUAUGCUAUGUUUUUCUAUGGCCAGUCCUCAGAACGUUUUGUAUUUUGUCUUGUCCUGUACCCAUUAGCAACCUCCCCAGUGUGUAAGUCUAAUUUAAGAUGGCUGGGGAUUAGUUUAUCAGUGGAAUGCUUGCCUGGUAUGAGUUCAAUUUCUAGCACUGAAGAUUUAAAAGAAGAAAAGAUAGGUAUGGUGGUCACAGCUUUUAUUAUUAGUACUUGGGAGGCAGAGGCAGGCAGAUGUGUGAGUUAGAGGUCAGACCGAGGAGUUUGAGGCCAGCCAGGGCUACAGAGUAAGACCCUGUCUCAAGUGAAAAUUGCGAAAAUAUAGUUUACAAAGUGACACAGUUGAGGUCAUUUACUGAAAAGCUGGAGUGACUGUCAGUUGAACACAGCAUGCUAGUAGUUGGUUUGCAACUGUGAGUCAGACACAGCAAUACUUAAGCAGGACUGUCCUGGAAUGGGUGAUGUUUGAGGAGUGUCUUAAAGCAGAGGUAGACUCUGAACUAGUAAGUAGGUGAGGGCCCCUUGUACCAGUGGGACAGCUGAGGAAGCAGUGGGACUGCAGAGAGGUGCAUGGGAAGAGUGUAAGCCAUGCUCGGAAGUGCCACUGUGGUAAGUGGCAAUGAGGUCACACAGUCGCCUACAGAGCAUGAUGGACAGAGUGGAGGAGGGAAAAGAAUUGAGUAGGCCGCUCCCAUCACUAGAGUCACAGAAUCACACUGGGUGGGACAGAGAAGGCUCAGGCGAAUCUUUGUCUCAGUAAUAAUAGCAGCAGUAAUAGUAUAGCACUUGCUUUGCAAGCAUGAGAACCUGAAUUUGGGCCCCAACCCCCAUGUGGAAACCAAGCACAGGAGCAUUUGUAAUCCCAGUGUUAGGGAUGUAGAGGCAGGUGGGUCCUUGCAAUUCAGUGCCCAGCCAGUGUCUGUCAGUUAAACUUCAGGUUCGGUGACUAUCGAACAAUAAGGUGGGGAGUGAUAAAGACACACAAAUGUGGACACCCCUGUUGUGUGACAAAACUUUACCUGAGGAGAUGAAACACAUCCACUCACCCCAAACAGGGGUCCCACAGCAAACCUAAGUACGAAUAGCACCAAGUCCAACUUGGUGAACCAAUGAAUUUUAUUGGGGUUACAAGAGCAGAAAUGACUCAGAUGCAUCACUAAAACCCGCCCCAACAUGGGUGACAGUUCAAAAAGGCUGGGAACCUGGAGCACGCUGCACACCCUACUGACAGCUCAGCAGGUUGGAGAGAGCCCUUUCCAGGUGCCUCAGUUGCUUUUAAACCCCUUCUAGGCAGCUGGUCUGGGCUCAGUCUCUGCAGCUCAGCCUCCCUUCCUCCCAGAGGGGCUCUAGGCUUUUGUUUACUCUGGCAGGGAGGGCCAAGGGAGUCUGCUGAGUUUCAGGGCCUUCCUAAAGCUACUUUGAUUUGUUUGCCUUUCUGCUUGAGCGUUCCAGAAGGAUGGAAUGUUUCAGAGAGCCUUAAUACCCCCCCCCCAAAAGUCAGUAUAUUAGAGCAUGCUCUAGGAAAAUGAAAUUCUAAGCACUUUAGAUAUGUACUAGAUCAUACCAGAACUCUGUCCUCAGUUAAGCAGGAUUUGGCUUUUGCAAAUGAGAAAGCUGAAGCACAAAACGGUGAAAGUAACAAUUUUUAUGUCUUUUGCCUGCAUUUAUGUCUGUAUCCUGUGUACACAUGGUACCCAUGGAGGCCAGAAUACUGUGUCAGAUAACACCUGAAAUGGAGUUACAGACAAUUGUGAACCACCAUGUGGGUUGUUGGAAUCUUAACUCAGGUCCUCUGCAAGAACCACAGCACUCUUAACUGCUAAACCAUCUUUCCAGUUCCGUAUACCAUGUUCUUUUUAAUUAAAAGUAAUUUUGUGUGUA
Messenger RNA from Psammomys obesus (fat sand rat), 6545 nucleotides. It is a transcript of the gene Snip1, whose product is annotated as Smad nuclear interacting protein 1. The coding region runs from base 39 to 1202 and encodes 387 amino acids. Lineage: Eukaryota; Metazoa; Chordata; Mammalia; Rodentia; Muridae. The record is from RefSeq and is a predicted model, not a curated record. Gene Ontology annotation, molecular function: protein binding; mRNA binding. The transcript has 5 exons. Gene Ontology annotation, cellular component: nucleus. Gene Ontology annotation, biological process: miRNA processing.